This is a messenger RNA of Cephus cinctus (wheat stem sawfly), 411 nucleotides long. RefSeq lists its product as uncharacterized. Lineage: Eukaryota; Metazoa; Arthropoda; Insecta; Hymenoptera; Cephidae. The record is from RefSeq and is a predicted model, not a curated record. Bases 12 to 296 code for a protein of 94 amino acids. The transcript has 2 exons.
AACAGAAAUCUAUGACAAAUGCUGAAUUACAGAACAUUUGGCAGAGUAUUGAUAGUGUGGAUCUGUUUCACAAUAAUUUUGAAAACAGUGAGAAUAAGCAGUGCACUAAAAGAGAAGAUUCAGAGUUAAAUGUAGUGUCAAAAGAAUCAAACCCUGUUGAUUUUGAAGUUUCAAAAGAUAAUGAAUUACGAGUGAAUGAAUUAAACAUGCAGAUGAUUUCGAAGAACUUAUAUGAACAAUUGUUUGGACGCUGCCAUAAAGAUGUUACAUAUUCGCCUGAGCAAGUCGCAGUAUAGAAGAACAUUUCUAUAACAUUGCAACAGUACAGACAAAGCUAUAUUUGAAGAUCAUACAUGAGAUUAUGAAAGAUGUUCCUGAGAUGCCUAAAGAAUGGUUACUUCAAGAAGGAUG